This is a messenger RNA of Diabrotica virgifera virgifera (western corn rootworm), 2910 nucleotides long. It is a transcript of the gene bora, whose product is annotated as protein aurora borealis. The transcript has 5 exons. The coding region runs from base 645 to 1610 and encodes 321 amino acids. Lineage: Eukaryota; Metazoa; Arthropoda; Insecta; Coleoptera; Chrysomelidae. Gene Ontology annotation, biological process: regulation of mitotic nuclear division; regulation of mitotic spindle organization; activation of protein kinase activity. Gene Ontology annotation, molecular function: protein kinase binding. The record is from RefSeq and is a predicted model, not a curated record. Gene Ontology annotation, cellular component: cytoplasm; nucleus.
CUUCCACAGUUCACUAAUAUACAAGUCACAGGCAUGUUGUCAGCACUCAAAAUCACCAAAAACGUAAAGUUUAUAAAAUAAUUAAUCUAAUGAAUGUCUUUAAAUACUAUACUACCUCAAAAUCACGACAAAAAACAAAUAAGAAAAAUCAAUAAUUACAUUGAGUUUAGGUUAAGAACAGUUUUGUGUGCCAACCAAAGAUCACGUGAUUUAACUUUGACAGGUCGAUGGAUUCCCUAAUUGCCUGUGUUAAAAUAAGCGGGGUUACGUACUGAGUAGGGAAGGUUAAGUUUCGACCAUAUUUACCGCUUAUAAGCAGUCGUCUCAAUUGCAUACAUUAAGAUUUUUUGGAGAUUUACACCUAAACGUUUAAGAAUGGCUUCGUCGAGUGAUGUUGUGGAAGCAGUUGUAGUGUGUAAAUGUGUAGUAUGUUUUUUAUUAGAUAAACGCUUUAGUUCGCUGAAUUUUGGUGAAAAAUGGAACAUAAUUAAUAAAGCCCAUCUGUAUUUGCCACUGUAUCAACCCCCAAGACUGAAGAAAAGUUUGUGUGGACUAUAGACGACAUUUCAAGUUUGAAACCCGCCGAUAUAGAUGAAGCAACUAUUAGCCAACACGUGUUCGAAGAAGACCCCCAUAUUGAAUCUAUGGCACAGCAAAAAAUCGAUGAAUUCUUUAAUGACAAGGUGAUUGUUCCUAGCCCAAUGGUCGAAGUUGUUAGAGUGCCACUAGUGACUGAUAGUGCAGAAAACUUAUUUAAGUUGACCGAACCUAAGGAAUAUUGUGAUGGUGCGACACAGACUGCUCUCUCUCUACCUCCGGUGUUGCCACCACACAUAGAAGAAAUGCUUAAGCCAUACCUUCUGCCCUCAGAAGCCCAACAAAAGACUGACGAAAACGAUGUUCUUUAUAAGAAUCUUUUUAAUUUCGACACAAAUACUGGAAGUUGUACUGAUAGAGAAGAUUGCCACUCCAUGUUAUCCGGAAAAGGAUUCUCUCCAGUAAAUCCUCCGGUCCUCAUGGAUAGAAAACACUCACUGCCUUUUGAGAUGCCAUAUUUAGCAGACUGUAGCCUGUCUCCUAUAGAUACCAAGUCAUCCGCUAGCCCUAGAGUACUAAGAUCAGCGUGCAGACUGGACUUCUCCAGCAAGAUGAGCCUGGACGCGAGCAUGUUAGUACCAGACGUAAACAAUAUGACUAACAACAGUGUUUUGUUCGAAUCUUCGCAAAAUGCCUACCAUCAUCCCGAACAGUUACCCGAAUCACCUGUGAACUGGGAAAUGGAACACCGUCACAUAUCGUUCGUCUCGCCCAGUAGCAGUCCAGAUUCCGACAAAAUGGAUAUGUCCAAUUCCAACACACCAAACACAGGGUUAUUUACUAGUCAAAGAAAAAGACUCAGCGACAGCUUUAAAGAAGAAGACGAGUGCGACUUCGAUAAGGAAAUGGAAAUGGUUCCUACCAAGGAAAACAGCACCAGGCUCGGUAGGAAGUUGUUCAAGAACGACUUAACCGACAAUGGCUAUCAUACGGAAAGUAUCAACUUGUAUGACGAGUCUAGAAUAAGUUCGCAUAUGUUCGCAUCUACGCCUACGAAAACGCAAAAGAUGUAGUUGAAAACGCUUCAUGUAAUUUCAAUUUCAGAUAGUGAUACUAGAGUUGCUAUAGACAAAUAUAUAGACUGUCAACUUCUUCGCUCUUCUGGACCAUGGUUUCGUCUAUGGUUGUGUUAUUGUUCGCUUCCUCGCUUCUAUACUAUUCUCGUACUACUACUUUUCGGUCUGCGUACUAUGAUAUCUUAACAUUUAUCUAUUCUAUAAGCCAUACCACACAUUUUGGUGAACACAUAUUUUUUUAUUACUUAUUCUUGAUAAUUUAAAACGUUCGUUUGCAUUAUCUCAAACAAAAAUGCUUGUUUAGUAGAUCAACUGCUUCUACCAGCAGCGAAAAUCGUUGACGAGGUAGUAUAUUGUGUAUAGUCUGUCAGUUUCAGAUACGUCGAGUUUUCGGUUCUGUUUUUUGAGUUAUCUUUAUCUUAUUUUUGCGCCUUAGUUUUCUGUUUCUUUGGUUCACAUCAUAAACAGUAUUGAUUAGAGGAAAAGAUAUGCCUCGCUGAAUUUCAUUGCUGAUUAAUAUGAGAGAAUCUCGUAAUGACAUGAUUCGAUAAAAAUAACGUAAGCAAGUUUUGAUAAUUAAAGAACAGCCUUCAUGUUGAAGGUAAUCCAGUACCAUCACCGUUUUUGUUAAGACACUUUGGACGUUUUUCGAUUUCAAUAGCCUCCAGGCGAGAUGGCAUUAUUAACGUUGAAUGUUCGGAUAACAUAGAUAGCAGCAAAUAUUUAUUAAAUAAUUUAGGAAAACUGGUUUAGAGUUUAUGAUAUUAUUAAGAUAAAUCUAACAAAACUACGAUUCUAUCUACGGUGCGUUGUCAUGUUGGAAGAACACUUUUUUUCUUCGUCACAUUCGGUCGUUUUUUCUGCAAUUCGGCAUUGAAUCGGGCUAAUAAUUCGGUAUAGUAGAGCCCUGUGACCGUUUUGCCCUUUUCCAGGAAAUCAAUGUAGAUCACACCUUCUGAAUCCCAGAAAACGGUGGCCAUCGCCUUUGCGGCCGACAGAACAGUCUUCGCCUCUUCGGAGCACGUUCGCGGAUUGUCGUCCACUUUUUCGACUAUUCCUUGGACUCUGGUGUGUAUCUGUGGAUCCAUGUUACGUUGACGUUUAUGAAACAACGUAGAAACUCAUUCAGAUUACGCUUGAACAGCGUCAAACACUGCUCUGAAGUAAUUGGCACGGUUGAGCAAACGCGGCACCCAUCGCAUCAAUAACUUUCUCAUGCCCAAACUUUCAUGCAGGAUAUGAGCCACGCAGUCUUUUGAUAUCUCUCUGUUCAGUCGACGGUUUGCUAAUACGAGAU